This is a messenger RNA of Punica granatum (pomegranate), 3024 nucleotides long. Lineage: Eukaryota; Viridiplantae; Streptophyta; Magnoliopsida; Myrtales; Lythraceae. The record is from RefSeq and is a predicted model, not a curated record.
CUUGUAAUCCAUUCAUAUUCGCAAUGGGCAUAUCUAUGCAGCUCAUUUCCGGGAUAGCCGUCCUGAUCUUGCUUCUUCUUCUCUCGCAUAGCCACGGCUCGGGUGGAACGGUAAGAACCAUGAAGGACGAGAUAGUGUUUGACAUUGGUGUGGUUCUAGAUUUCAGUUCCUUGGUCGGCAAGGAAGCUCGGACGGCUAUAGAAAUAGCAAGCCAAGAGUUCAAUGCCGUGUCAAGUGACUACAAGCUAAACCUUCAUUACGAGAACUCUGGCGGAAAGCCUCUCCAAGCGGUUUCUUCAUGUUCUUCCCGAUGUAACAUGUUUAUUUCAUGAAUAUAUCAAAAUGAGAAGGUUUAUUGUACAAAGAUUGAAGUAAAUUAAUUCAAUUUAUGGCUAAAUAUACAUCAACUAAUUAACUACGUAAAUUUAUAUACGCAUAUAGUAAAUACUUGCGGGUACAUUUAUGUAUUUGGCUCCUUUUGUCUUUCGUAAUAGCCAAAAAGCUUAUUAAGAGGAAGAAAGUGAAGGCUAUUAUCGGCUUGGAGACGUGGAAGGUAGCAGAAUUAGUAGCUGAGAUUGGAACUCGAUUUCAAGUGCCCGUGAUUUCCCUGGCAAGAAACCAAGUUGGAACGUUCAUGCCUGGACUAAUUCAGAUGGGUAGUGACAAGGCUGAACAGAUCAGAUGCAUGGCGAAUAUCGUCCGGUCCUUUAAUAGGCACCGGGGGUCGAUAAUUUAUGAAGAGGACACGUACGAUGACAGUUAUUCAUUUUCACUCUAUCUGUCGAAGGAGCUCCUUGAAGUCAUGUCUGAGAUGGAAGACCAAGUUGUGCUUCCGCCAUAUUCUUCACUAUCCGAUCCGGAAUCGGUGGUGAAACAAAAAUUAAGGAUGUUCAAAGGAAAAUUGUCCCCAGUUUUUAUCAUUCUUGAUUUGUCGUUGCCAAUGGCGCGUCAUUUGCUCAAGGAAGCAAAGCAGAUGGGAUAUUUCAGGGGAGACUCAAUUUGGGUUCUCUCAGAAUCAGUGUUGAACCUCUUAAAUUCAGUCCAUUCAAAUGUCACCUUCUCCAUGAAGGGUGCAAUUGGAGUAGUGACAGACCUCCCCAGGAAGAACAAAGAGUACUUGGAUUUCAUUCACAAGUUCCAUCGCAAAUUAAAUCACGAGGCUCGUGAUUCUAUGCCGGGAAUUCAUGUCCUCCGAGCAUAUGACUCCAUUACAAUGGUAACCAAAGCCAUGGACGGAGCAUCCAGUAGUGCCGAAAUCACUUCAAAACUUCUCAUGAAAAGAAUGUUGCAGAGCAAAUUCGACGGCCUGAGCGGGCAAGUCGCAUUUAUAGAGGGCCGGAUAUUGAACCCUAGAAAACCGAAAUUAGUAAGCAUCAGCGACGGGACGAAAUUAUUAUAUGAAGAGCUCAACAUAUGGUCGCCUCAGAAUGCGUUAUCCGCUGCUAAUACUGCGGUGCAAGAGCUAAAACAUGGCAUCGAGGAGUCUAAAGUAGGGGAGGCAACAUGCUCUGUCAGUGAUGUUCAUCUCUCUGGUCCGAUGAAGAUUGGGGUGCCACGCCAUACACCCUUUGAUAAGUUCGUGAAGGAGGAGGUCGAUGAUUCAACUGGGAAGAUACGGUAUAUCGGUUUUUGCAUUGAAGUGUUUGAGAGGCUUCUUUUUCUUUUGAAAAGCACCUCAGCCCAAACCUUUGACGACUACCAUUUUGUUUCUCAUAAUGGAUCGUACGAUGAUCUGGUUCAGGAAGUCCGUAACAAGACUUAUAACGCGGCAGUCGGCGACAUAACUAUCCUAGCCAAUCGCUCAAAGGAUGUCGAUUUCACGCAACCAUUCAUUGAGUCGGGGCUGUCGAUGAUUGUGGUGGCAGAAGUCAACGAGAAGAAGAUGUGGAUCUUUCUGAAACCUUUCACCCCAGUCAUGUGGAUGGCUUCUGGUGGGAUACUGAUCAUCACAAUGUUAACAGUUUGGUCCCUUGAGCACCCUUCAAACCCGGAGUUCCGAGGCCCGUGGACUGAUCAGCUUUCUACUGCACUCUGGUUCACUUUCUCAUCCAUCUUCUUUGCCCACCGGGAGAGAAUAUACGGAAACUUGACCCGAAUAGUCCUUGGGGUCUGGUUCUUCAUGGCACUUAUCCUAACCCAGAGCUACACGGCCAGCCUGACCUCAAUGCUGACAGUCCACAAGUUGAAGCAGAACGAAAUCACAAUGGAGCGGCUGAGGCAGAACAACGCGAAGGUGGGCUGCGACAACUCGACCUUUGUUUGCAAUUUCUUGGAGAGAGUCCAUAACUUCAAACCGAACGCCAUUGUGGGGAUUACGAAUUACACUGACUUCCAUGAGCAAUUGAACAAGGGGAGCAUUAAGGCCAUGUUUGUGGAGUACCCUUACGAGAGGGCUUUCUUCAGCCGCUACUGCAGCAGCGGCUUCUUGGUCACACAUCAGUCCUACAGAUUUGGAGGAUUUGGCUUUGCAUUCGAGAAAGGCUCUCCAUGGACUGCAAAGUUCUCCGAGGCAAUCUUGGAACUCUCAGAGAGCGGAGAUCUCAAAAAGAUGGGAGACGAGUGGUUCCGCGAGGAAUGCCCCACGGUGAAUGGCACGGCAUCAGCAUCUUCAGACUCCGAGACACAGAGCUUACGACUCAGGAGCUUUUGGGCUCUCCAUGUCUUCUCCCUAGGCACUUCCGCGCUUUGUUUGCUGCUCUCCUGUUUCUGCUCGCGAAGGAAUGGCGACAAAUACCGUGCAAAUAAUGCUGUUGAACAGCUAAACAGGGCUCGGCAACACGAGGGCGGGGACCACGAGAUGGAUGAACUUCACAGCCACAGAAGAUGACAACUAAUAGAGGAAAUAAUGAUUUUAAAUCCUAACUUUCCCUGUAUAGGUGUUGUAUCAUGAUCAUGCAAUUAUCUCUUUCCAUAGACACGUCAUGUACAGAUCUAUAUAAUGCAAUACAAUACAACUCAAACAUUAUGUUGAGGUUUCAGCCAAAAUCCACUACUCUUUAAUGGUAUCAAAGCCUAUCGUCAAGU